Messenger RNA from Pelodiscus sinensis (Chinese soft-shelled turtle), 1615 nucleotides. NCBI's taxonomy places the organism in Eukaryota, Metazoa, Chordata, Testudines, Trionychidae. The record is from RefSeq and is a predicted model, not a curated record.
CCCCGGCCAGGGAUCCGGGGCCCUCCCCAUUGCACGGACACGGGGGUGCCCCCCCUCCCCUCGCAGGACUGGGACCAGGAGCUGCCCCGCAGCCGGGCCGCCCCCCUCCCCUCCCACCAUGUCGACCUCCUCGCUGCGGCGCCAGAUGAAAAACAUCGUCCACAACUACUCGGAGGCAGAGAUCAAGGUGCGGGAGGCCACGUCCAACGACCCCUGGGGCCCGUCCAGCUCGCUCAUGUCGGAGAUCGCCGACCUCACCUACAACGUGGUGGCCUUCUCGGAGAUCAUGAGCAUGAUCUGGAAACGGCUCAACGACCACGGCAAGAACUGGCGCCACGUCUACAAGGUGCCACCCUGGGGUCCUGCCUCCCAGCACCCUGCCCUAACCACUAGUCCCCCCCUCCCCCGGCGUCUGGCGGGGCAGGAGCCCCAGGGAGCCUGCGGGAGGCGCUCGCCAGGGUGCUCCGUGCUGCUAGAAGGGGCCGAGUGGGAUGCGGCCUGGCCCCGGGCUGCCUCCCUGCUCCGUUCUCUGAGGAGAAAAAUAGAGCCCCAAGGCCUGGGCGACCACAGCGGAGCCUGGCCCCGCACCCCACUGCGUCCCCCUCCUGUCCUGUCAGGCCGGGCCGGGCUGCUGCAGAAUCACUGGUGUCCCGUGCCCGGGAGGUCCCCUUGUACCCAGCCUCUGCCCACCCCAGAGAGGCCAUGUGCCAGGGCCGGGUGCGGGGUCCUCGUGUACCCAGCCCUCCCCCACCCCCCGAGGGGCUGUCCCGGUGCCAGGCGGGGGAGGCUCCGUGUCCCCAGCCCCUGCCCACCCCCAAGGGGCUGCAUCGUGUCUUUCUUCCCUGCAGCCUCAUCGGCCUCGGCCGCCAGCGCCCCGACGGAGGCAGAGCAGGCCUGGCCCCAGAGCAGCGGUGAGGAGGAGCUGCAGCUGCAGCUGGCGCUGGCCAUGAGCAAGGAAGAAGCGGAGCAGCCCCCCGUUGCCGUCGCCGAAGAAGACCUGCAGCUCCAGCUCGCUCUUAGCUUGAGCAGAGAGGAGCACGACAAGGUUAGAGCCGCCCCCGGACGAUCUAACACCCUCCCCACCAUAGGAGUGUGGGCUGGCCUUCCCCCCACCCCCACUGCACUAACCCCCGCCCCGACUAGAUCAGCGCUAACUCCACUCACUGCUCGCCAUCACCUCGCAGAACUUUUCUCGCCUCCAGGGAAAAGAUCCCCUGCCAGUGACCCGUGGUCGUCGGGCCCAGCCCCAGCUCCCCAGGGGAAACCCGCGGCCGACCCCUGGGCCCCCGCGCAGACCUUCCCCGACCCCUGGGGGGGGUCGCCUUCGAAAGCCAGCACCAACUGCACCGCAGCCAGCGGAGCCUUCGAGCCGGACGAAUUCUCGGAUUUCGACAGCCUGCGCCCCGCGCUGCCCAAGUCAGGGAGCAGCACAGGUGGGCUGGGGGGGCCUCCGGCUGCCUCCCCCUCCUCCCCUCGAAAGAGGAAGUUUGGCAAGAGAACCCCCUGGUUUAACCAGGAGAUAGUUGAUGUUCUAAAAAUCAAAAUGGAGCCCUACGAAAAGUGGAAAGUAGGUAAAAGUACAAAGGAUGAAUAUGAACAAAUAACACAUACGUAG